Manihot esculenta (cassava) is the source of this 2120-nucleotide messenger RNA. Its product is annotated as synaptotagmin-3. Lineage: Eukaryota; Viridiplantae; Streptophyta; Magnoliopsida; Malpighiales; Euphorbiaceae. Gene Ontology annotation, molecular function: lipid binding. The transcript is spliced from 12 exons. The coding region runs from base 259 to 1878 and encodes 539 amino acids. Gene Ontology annotation, cellular component: endoplasmic reticulum. The record is from RefSeq and is a predicted model, not a curated record.
GAUUUUGAUUUCAAAUAUGGAGCUUGUCUAGUUAAAAUUACUACUUUGUGGUUUCUGUUUUGGCGGUUUCUUGUGGUGGUCUCCUCCUUCUCUGCUGCUCUUAGUUGGUCUGUUUCGAUACGUUUCCCAGAAAAAAUAUUUGAUUUUCUCGCCUUCCCUUCUCUUUUUUCUUCCCUUUUCCCUCUUGAAAACUCACCCAUUUGUAAAGAUUUUCUCAUUUAAAUACAUGCCCAUGCUUUUGAUUUUCUCGGCAAGAAAAUGGGAUUCUUGAGCACUUUGUUGGGAUUUAUUGGUUUUGUAUUUGCAUUUCCUCUUGGACUUCUAGUUGGGUUCUUCCUCUUCGUUUAUUCUGAGCCUAAAGAUGUUAAGGAUGUAGAGGUUAGACCGCUUCAGGAACUGGACUCAGACACCUUGCAAGAUAUACUGCCUGAGAUUCCAUUAUGGGUGAAGUGCCCUGAUUACGAACGGGUGGACUGGUUAAACAAGUUUAUCUUGGAUAUGUGGCCUUACCUUGAUAAGGCAAUUUGUGCUGCAAUAAAAAGCACAACCAAAUCUAUGUUUGCAGAGUACAUUGGGAAGUAUAAGAUAGAAGAAAUUGAGUUUGAGAAUUUAACUCUUGGAACUCUUCCUCCUACCAUCCAUGGUGUCAAAGUCUAUGAGACUAAUGAGAAGGAUUUGGUGAUGGAACCAGCAAUUAGGUGGGCUGGUAAUCCCAAUAUAAUCUUGGGGUUGAAAAUAAUGUCUUUACAAAUCAAAGUACAGUUAGUUGAUUUGCAAAUAUUUGCAGCACCAAGGGUAGCCUUGAAACCUCUAGUUCCUACCUUUCCAUGUUUCGCAAACAUCAUCGUGUCGUUGAUGGAGAGGCCACAUGUAGAUUUCGGACUAAAAAUUAUGGGAGGGGAUGUGAUGUCCAUACCUGGCCUUUACAGAUUUGUUCAGGAGAUGAUCAGAAAACAAGUAGCAAGCCUUUAUCUGUGGCCCCAAUCUCUUGAUAUACCUGUUCUUGAUGCAUCAACUGUGGCUGUAAAGAAGCCUGUGGGGAUACUGCAUGUGAAGGUUGUGAGAGCAAUGAAACUCUUAAAGGCUGAUUUAUUGGGAACAUCUGAUCCAUAUGUCAAACUCAGCUUAACUGGAGAUAAGCUACCAGCAAAGAAAACCACAAUCAAGAAGAAUAAUUUAAAUCCUGUGUGGAAUGAGAACUUCAAGCUUAUUGUCAAGGAUCCUCAGUCUCAAGUUCUUCAACUACAAGUAUUUGAUUGGGAUAAGGUUGGUGGACAUGACAGAUUAGGAAUGCAGCUAAUUCCUUUAAAAGUUCUGACAAACCAUGAGCCAAAAGAAUUUACUCUUGAUUUGCUUAAGCACACAAAGAUUAACAAUUCUCAAGACAAGAAGCGAAGAGGGCAAAUCGUGGUGGAGCUAACUUUUGUGCCUUUCAAAGAAGAUAGUACUAAAUUCAAUGAAGCUUUGGAUGGUGGAAGUGAAAAGUCUUCUGAAGAGGAGAAGUUGAGUGGAGCAGGUUUACUUUCAGUUAUUGUUCAAGGAGCUCAGGAUGUAGAAGGAGUGCAUCACAAUAAUCCAUAUGCUUCAGUCCUUUUCAGAGGAGAAAAGAAGACAACAAAGAUGAUGAGAAAAACUCGAGACCCACGUUGGAAUGAGGAAUUCCAAUUUACACUUGAUCAAGCUCCUUUACAUGAGAAGAUCCGAAUUGAUGUUAUGAGCAAGAGGACACGCUUUAGUUUCAAAUCAAAGGAAUCAUUGGGGCAUGUGGAAGUUAAUCUUGAUGAUGUAGUGCAUAAUGGACGAAUCAAUGAGAAAUACCAUCUAAUUGAUUCGAAGAAUGGAAUCAUACAUGUCGAGAUUCGGUGGGAUACAGUUUGAGAACAUACAAAAGCAAACAGAAUUUUACUACAGCACCAGGAAAAAGAGAGAAUCUAUACAACACUGCUGCUGUUUUUUUUUUUUUUUUCUUUUUUUGUUUUUUCUUUUAAAUGAUUUACUGACGUUGUGAUUAUACCCAAUUAGGGUACUAAUUGGGGCUGUUUGUGCAAAAAUAUUUGGGUGAAUUAUUAUCGGAUACCUAUAUUUUUUUAAAUUAAUUAAUUAUUUAAUUUUUAUAUAAA